AGUCACGGUGAUCAGUUCAGAAAGCGCGGCGCGAACGAUCGAGACUCUCUUCAUAUUUUUUUUAGAUAAUAAUAAAUAAUAAUUUGAAUGAAAAAAGUGCAUGAUGUGCUGAUAAAAGAUACGCGAAGGUGAAAAAGAUACUGAAGACACAAAAACCAAAGGCAAUUUACAGCAGAUUUUCAAUACAAUUACGCCGUACUUUACCAAUAGAACGUGAAUUAUGGGAAAAACUGGAUACUGUUGCAUUCGAAAGACAUUCUGUUCGCUAAAUAUACUUGUAUUGCUAUGCGGCGCUUGUUUUUUGGGUCUCGGACUAUGGCUGAAGCUGUCGUAUGAGGGAUAUGGCUCGUUAUUGCCCGAAAAUGCCGGUUUAAGUGCAGAUUGCCUGUUGAUGACCUUCGGAGUGCUUAGCUUAGUUAUCUCAUUUUUCGGUUGUUGCGGAAGUUGGUUCCAGUCGAGAUGUCUGCUUAUUAUUUAUUUUUCUUUAGUGAUAGUUCUGUUUUUGAGCGAAUUCCUGAUUGGAUCAAUUGCUUUCGUGUUCCGCGGUGGCAUUAUGCGGACAAUUUCGAAUGACUUGAAGUACGGCAUUGAAAAGCACUACAAUGUGUCGGACCGUGGCAGUUUAAUUGCGCCAUCAGUUGCUGUCAUUUACGAUCAAUUGCAAGUGCAGUUCAAGUGUUGCGGCGUGCACUCGUACGAGGACUGGUAUGACAUCAGUUCAUGGCCUGGCGAGAGAUGGGUACCAAAAUCGUGUUGCAAACCAAAAUUACUUGAGAACUUGGAUGGAUCGGGAGACGAUGCUGGUUACGUUGAUUGCACAAAAUCCAAAGAUCCAAGUCUCUGGUGGGAACAAAGUUGUUCAAAGGCCUUGACCAAAUUCUUCCUUCAACGAAUUCACAUUGUUGGCUCGGUCGCACUGGGAAUAGCAGGUUUACAGCUAUUUGGAUUAAUUGCGUCGAUGCUCCUCUUUUGCACGAUAAAGCACAUGAAAAAGUCCGAUUCGUACAAAUCGUAUUCCCCGCAGGUGGAUUCGAGCAUACAAAGGAACAGUCGCACCACCUCGUACAUGGACGAUUGAGUGCGCGCGACAAUUUUCAACCCCGAUGACGACGAUGAUUAGUUAAGAUAAGAAAAGAAUUUGUGCCAAAAAUUAUGUUUAACAUUCCGUAGUAUUUAUCGAGUUAUUAAAAAAAAAGACAAAAAAAUAUAUUAAUUAAUUAUAUUUAAAGACAAUAACUAAUAAAUUUUAAUGAAUUACCGAAUUAUCGUAUAAGUGAGAACAAGAAAACGAUGAGCCAGUAAACAAAAAUAAAUAAAUUUAGAUGUAAGCAAUUUUAGAUUUCCGUUUCACACGAAUUUAUCACAGUUCUCGGCCAUUCUAUGCUAAAUUUUGAACUAUACCAAUAAAUUAAACAUGAUA
Molecule: messenger RNA, 1420 nt
Organism: Culicoides brevitarsis
Lineage: Eukaryota; Metazoa; Arthropoda; Insecta; Diptera; Ceratopogonidae
Product: tetraspanin-9
Exons: 6
Coding region: 221-1078 (285 amino acids)
Cellular component (GO): plasma membrane
Source: RefSeq, a predicted model, not a curated record